Agrilus planipennis (emerald ash borer) is the source of this 908-nucleotide messenger RNA. RefSeq names its product protein lin-37 homolog (gene mip40). The transcript is spliced from 5 exons. The coding region runs from base 79 to 780 and encodes 233 amino acids. Gene Ontology annotation, biological process: negative regulation of transcription by RNA polymerase II. Gene Ontology annotation, cellular component: transcription repressor complex; Myb complex. Lineage: Eukaryota; Metazoa; Arthropoda; Insecta; Coleoptera; Buprestidae. The record is from RefSeq and is a predicted model, not a curated record.
UAUGAUUGCCAGUUAACCUAAAAUGUUUUUGAAGUUUCAAAUGCUAAUCCUAAUAAUUUAUUGUUACUGUUAAUAAAAAUGACUAAAAAGCGAAAGUUAGAGUCCUCUAAUCAGGUAAAGGUUGAGGUCAAAGAGGAAAAUAGCGAUUAUUUAACUGCUAAAGUCCGAUUAAAAGGUGUUCUUAAACAGUUAACAGAAAAUGAAAAAUCCGAAUCAGAUUCUUCGGAUGAUGAUAACAAAGGGUAUCGGUCACAUAAGAAAUACGAUAACAAAAAUAAAAACGAGCUGUCACAAGGGACCUUUCGAAGCACAUAUGUAAUGAAAUUAUUUGAUAGAAGCGUUGAUUUAGCACGAUUUGAAGAAGAUACCCCUCUUUACCCAAUAUGUAGGGCAUGGAUGGCAAAUCAGCCUCGUAAUCCCAACCCACAAGUAGUUGUUAAGCGAAGGUAUUCUUCACCUGAACCUGAUAGUCAUUUACACCUUUGGAAUGGUCAUGAUAUUAGGGAUAUCACAGUACUGCCUAAGCCCUUAACACCUUUUACAUCUAGAGUUCCUUCUCCACUACCAGAACAAAAAAAUCAAGAUAAGGCUGAAGUGAACUUAAAUUAUAAUGAGAAACCCCCACUAUCAAAAGAUACUUUAAUAAGGAAUCAUCUGCAAAGGUGGGUUAAUGUGAAAAAGAAAUGGAUCGGAACUGCACUAAAAAAUGAAGAUAGAUACAAAGAAAGUAUGAAAAUCUUGCAAACCAUUUAUAAUAAGGCACAAGAGUCAAUGGAGUAAUUCUAUUUUGUUAAAAAAGACAAAAACAUGCAAAUAGUAGUCAGAUGUAUUUCCUUAUUUAUAAAUAACGACAUAAUUCAUUGUGUAAUAAUAAAUAUUAAAUAAUAAACACAUCGGUCAUCCUCUAA